CCCCCAACGGGCCACGUGUACUUCAUGUGACUUAUUAUAGCUUGUUACAUAUUUUUUCCUUGGUUUUAUAAACUACCUAUCUCUGCUCUAGCUCUGUUGGAGCUGAUGAAUAAGCUAUAAGACCUUUGUUCCCUUAUGAAGCAAGAUACCUGAAUGUUUAUAUCUCAUCUCUGUUAUACUUGUUUACACUACAGUCAGUACCACUGGAUUUCGCUGUAGGAUUGGAACGAGGGAUUGCGUCAAGGUGGUGUGUUGUUGGUAUUGCUUGUUUUUUGUCUCUGUCUGAAUGUCUAGUCGUGGUAGAAGGUCAUCUCGCUCAAGUACGGAUCGAAAUUUGACCCCUAAUGGAAGAAAACGAAAACUAAACUCUCAAACAUCCCUUGGCCAAGCAUCUACAAGUCAAUCAAAGUCUAAAAAACGUAUAAAAGAACCAGAUUUUUCUCCAGCAUCAAAACGACCUCGGCUUUCAUCAGCACAGAGUUCUGAUAGCUUUAACCAACCUGGUCCUAGCGGAGUCAGAAAAUAUUUUCCGUCAGUCCCGUCAGCCAAGCCAUCUUUGUCAGAUUCUGAGGAGGAAGGAGACAAACGUCCGAUAUAUUUGAACGGAGCCAUGGCAACCCAAAGUCCUACUGGGUGCUUGAACAACACUAGUACUAGUUUCAGGGUCCACAAGGCAGCCGGAGGAACUGGUCUAAAUAAUCACACCAAGAAAACUGGCGGUGGCAAGAAACUUGUCAUCAAGAACAGAAAGACCAAAGCAGAGCUACCUGAGAACUAUAGUAAGCUGGCCUGGGAGAAACUGAGUCAAGCUAUUGUGGCCAUACACACUCAACAACCAAUCUCUUACAGUCUAGAGGAGCUCUACCAAGCCGUCGAGAACAUGUGCUCACACAAAAUGGCUACCCUACUCUAUGAGAAUCUGAGAGAAGAGUGCCAUAAACACGUGGAGUCUCUGGUCCCGAUGUUCAAACAACCUGAAGUGGAUCUGGCUCAAUUUUUGCUGGUGGUGGACAAGCAAUGGAUUGCUCACUGCAGACAAAUGAUAAUGAUUCGGAGCAUCUUCCUGUACCUGGAUCGAACAUAUGCUGUACCCAGCACCUCGCUACUCUCCAUAUGGGAGCUUGGGCUUGAGUUGUUUGGCAGCCUGAUAGCCAGUCAGAGUGGAGUACAGUCCAAGGUCGUAAAGGGUAUCCUCGUUCUCGUGCACAGGGAGAGGAGUAACGAAAGUGUUGAUCGCAGUUUGCUCAAGAAUCUGCUGAGGAUGUUUGUGGACCUGCAGAUCUACCAAGAGGUGUUUGAGCUCGAGUUUCUGAGGGAGACAGAGGCGGUGUACAGGGCAGAGUCACUCAGGAUGAUCAGGGACCCAGAGUUCACACUCCCUAACUACUUGUCUCAUGUGGACAGAAGGUUGUCACAGGAGAACAACAGACUCCUGCACUAUCUUCACCAGUGUACCAGAAAGCCUCUGAUUCUAUGUGUUGAGAAGCAACUAAUUGGUGAACACCAAAAUGAAAUACUUGACAAAGGUUUUGAGGGUCUGCUGGAAGGCAGUAGAUUCCCCAACUUGUCUCUGUUAUACAAGCUAUACACCAGGUUCAAGGAUGGCCUCACUUUCAUCUGUAAAGCAUUCGGUGAAUACAUUAAGAAAGCUGGUGCGUCUAUAGUGAGUAAUGCUGAGCGUGACAAGACCAUGGUACAGGAUCUGCUGGAGCUCAAGAUUAAAGUGGACCAGAUCAUUGUGGAGGCCUUUGGCAAUAAUGAGAGACUGCAUGGUGUAGUGAGGGAGUCUUUUGAGAGCGUCAUCAACAGGAGGCAAAACAAACCUGCUGAGCUUAUCGCCAGAUACGUGGACUCUCAGCUCAAAUCUGGCAACAAGGAGUGGUCGGAUGAGGAGCUCGAUAAGCUGCUUGAUAGGGUGAUGGUGCUCUUCAGAUACAUUCAUGGUAAGGAUGUGUUUGAGGCUUUCUACAAGAAAGACCUUGCCAAACGGCUGCUACUUGGCAAGAGUGCCUCUACUGAUGCUGAGAAGUCAAUGCUCCUUAAACUAAAACAAGAGUGUGGCCCCAACUUUACCAGCAAGCUGGAGGGGAUGUUCAAAGAUAUGGAGCUCGCCAAAGAGAUGAUGGUCAAUUACAGAGAGAGUAAACAGUUGUCCCAGGGCACCAUUGACCUGAGUGUGCAUGUACUAACCAUGGGCUACUGGCCACCCUACGCUCCUAUGGAAGUCAUACUUCCUUCUGAGAUGUCUCAGUACCUUGAGAACUUCAAGAAGUUCUACCUGGGCAAGCACAGUGGACGCAAGCUUCAAUGGCAGCCUUCACUUGGCCACUGUGUGCUCAAGGCUGCCUUUAAACAGGGGGACAAGGAGCUACAAGUGUCUCUUUUUCAGAGUCUGGUCUUACUCUUGUACAACUCUGCAGACGAGCUCAACUAUGUGGAGAUCAAGGAAGCCACUGGAGUGGAUGAUGAUGAGCUGAGAAGAACCCUGCAGUCUUUGUCACUGGGUAAAGCUCGAGUGCUCAUCAAGGUGCCUAAAGUAAAGGAGGUCUUGAAUACUGACCAGUUCAUUUUCAACAAAGACUUUAAGCAUCGACUCUGUAGGAUAAAGAUCAAUCAAGUUCAGCUAAAGGAAACGGCUGAGGAAAACACGGCAACCACAGAGAAGGUGUUUCAAGACCGUCAGUACCAGGUGGAUGCUGCCAUUGUGAGGAUCAUGAAGAUGAGGCGAACGCUCACUCACAACCUCCUUGUCUCAGAGUGUCUGGGUCAGCUCAGAUUCCAUGUCAAGCCGUCGGACUUAAAAAAGAGAAUGGAGAGUCUGAUUGACAGAGACUACAUUCGUAGGAACAAGGACAACAGUAGCAUUUAUGAAUACAUAGCAUAACCUGCUGCCUCCACUCUCAUCAUUCCCAUUUCUGUUUUUAUCAUUCUCUUUAAUAAGCCCACAAUGAAUAUUAUUCCUACAUGUAUAUAUACGUCUUAUGUAUGUGAUCUUAUAUUCUACUAUCUGUACAUGUACAUAAUUAUAAUUAUGUGUAUUUGUGUG
Messenger RNA from Halichondria panicea, 3046 nucleotides. Its product is annotated as cullin-4A-like. The record is from RefSeq and is a predicted model, not a curated record. Bases 287 to 2884 code for a protein of 865 amino acids. The transcript is spliced from 18 exons. Gene Ontology annotation, biological process: DNA damage response; protein ubiquitination; ubiquitin-dependent protein catabolic process. Gene Ontology annotation, molecular function: ubiquitin protein ligase binding. Lineage: Eukaryota; Metazoa; Porifera; Demospongiae; Suberitida; Halichondriidae. Gene Ontology annotation, cellular component: Cul4-RING E3 ubiquitin ligase complex.